Messenger RNA from Salvelinus fontinalis (brook trout), 4708 nucleotides. RefSeq names its product transcription factor binding to IGHM enhancer 3a (gene tfe3a). Gene Ontology annotation, cellular component: nucleus. Lineage: Eukaryota; Metazoa; Chordata; Actinopteri; Salmoniformes; Salmonidae. Gene Ontology annotation, molecular function: DNA-binding transcription factor activity, RNA polymerase II-specific; RNA polymerase II cis-regulatory region sequence-specific DNA binding; protein dimerization activity. The transcript has 10 exons. The record is from RefSeq and is a predicted model, not a curated record. Gene Ontology annotation, biological process: regulation of transcription by RNA polymerase II. The coding region runs from base 845 to 2227 and encodes 460 amino acids.
UUGAGGCGGUGGCAUACUGCAUAUGUUUAAACCGUACGUGCUAAAUAGUAUGCGGCGAUUAGUAAAUAGUAUGCAGUUUAAGUAUGUAGAACGCUAGAAUGGAUAUUCGGACAUUUGCAAUGUUACAAAGUUUCAUUUGACAGAAAGACGUGUGACUACUCCCUCGUGUGGCGGUAUUAAUGGCUUUAGUUUACAAGCGUCCUAUUUUUUUGUAACUUCGGAUACCUCUCUCUCUCCGGGCUGUAGCCUACGCAGCUAAAACGAUUUAACAAGGUCUCUAGUGUGUGACGGGCAUUUCUUUGAUUUCGUUUGUAAUUGUCGUUUGAUCGCUGACACUAUACAUUUUUUUUAAACGGGAAAUAGUUGAAUGUUGAUGACCUGCCAUUUAUUUUUCUCGGUUGAACCGGUGAGCGGUGGCAGUAGCCUCCUCUUUUGAGAUGUCAACCUGGCUUCCUGUUCUACAACAUUAUAAAACGAGGACAUUAUUGUUUCUGAUUAAGUAAUUGUUGUUCGUCAUAUUGAUUUCUGCCUAAACUGAAACGUUUUUUUGAUCGAAUUCUGAGAGUAUUGGCCUAUUUUCCCACCAAGGACCGGUAUGGAUUUCCAUCGCUCGGUUCCAGGCUAACACGGGCUAUCAGUUGUCUUUCUCCUAAAAGCAAAGCUAUUCUUUUAUUUAUUUAUUGUGUGGAGCCUCUCCUACCUGAGUCUGGGAUAGAGGCAGACAUAGAGGUCGAGAGCAUCCUCUCUUCAGACUGAUACCUUCUACCAGCUGUAAAGCCAGCCCAUCACUCUGAGCCUGUCUUCACCCCCCUCUGAUACGGCGUGUCUCUCCUCCAGCUCAGUGAUGACGUCUCGGGUGUUGAUGAGGCAGGAGCUGAUGCGCCAGCAGGCCAGGGACCAGGAGAGGAGAGAGGCCCAGCAGCAGGUCUCCUCGGCCCAGCUACGCACCACCGACUCCUCCCCAGCCAUCUCCAUGGCCCCAGAGCAUACCGGAGCCCGACCACCCCCUGCCCAGGUUCCUGUGGAGGUCCUCAAGGUUCAGACCCACCUGGAGAACCCCACCAAGUACCACCUCCAGGCCUCCCAGAGACAGCAGGUUAAACACUACCUCUCCUCCACCGUGGGGAACAAACUGACCAGUCAGACGCUGGGCGCCUCCCCUUCACCUCAGUCCGGAUCCGCCCGCGAGCUCCAGCCUGCAGCCAGCAGCACUCCCAGCAGCCCAUUGGCUGUGCUCAGCCUGAGCUCCAACAAAGAGGAGAUGGAAGAUGUGAUUGAUGGCAUCAUCAGUUUUGAAUCCGGUCUCAACGAUGAGUUCUUUCAGUUGAUGGACCCUGGACUACAGCUAGCCAACACGCUGCCAGUGUCAAGGAACAUGCUGGAUGUGUACAGCAGUGGCGGGAUGGUUGCUCCAACCAUCCCCGUCUCUAACUCCUGUCCUGCUGACUUGCACGCCAUCAAGACUGAGUUAACCGGUACCGUGGUGGAGGCUAAAGCUAUGAUGAAGGAGCGACAGAAAAAGGACAAUCAUAACCAGAUUGAGAGACGGAGGAGGUUCAACAUCAACGAUCGCAUCAAGGAACUGGGGGCUCUCAUCCCCAAAUCUAGUGACCCACCCCCGUGCUACGGAGACAGGGAGACGCGUUGGAACAAGGGCACCAUCCUGAAGGCGUCUGUGGACUACAUCAGGAGGCUGCAGAAGGAGCAGCAGAGAGCCAAGGAGGUGGAGACCAGACAGAGGAAACUGGAGCACAGCAACCGCAGCCUACUGCUACGCAUACAGGAGCUAGAGAUGCAGGCCUGCCUCCACGGCCUCUCCACCCCCGCCUCCUCCUCCCAGGGCUCUUCCUCCUCACACCUCAGCCUAUCACAAUCCCUGGACCCCAGCACGGGCGACAACCUCUCCAAGACCCUCCUGUCCCUGAGUGGUGGCCCAGGCCUUCAGGCCACCUCCCCCUCCUUUCUGUCUCCACCCCCCUCGGCCUCGCCGGUUGGCCUGAUGAACAUAGCUUCUCCUCUGGGCUUCUCUGAGCUGGACGACCCGUCUGCCGCAGCCUUCCACUCCUCCCUGCUACCGGACAUGGGUCUUGGGGACAUCUUGAUGGACCAUGGGGGGAUAGGGAUGUCCCCGGUGUGGGCCCGAGAGCCCUUGCUCUCCUCCAUCUCCCCAGGAGCCUCCAAGACCUCCAGCCGCAGGAGCAGCUUCAGCAUGGAGGAGGACUUGUGACUGAGUUAAAGGACCCUAGGCCUUACACUGCUAGGCAAGAGCAGCUUCAUGCAUGGAGGAAGACCUGUGCCUGGGCUGAGUCCAAAACCAACCCCUAGACCAGCGUUUCCCAAACUCGGUCCUCGAGAUCCUAAAGGGGUACACGUUUUGGUUUGUGCCCUAACACUACACAUCUGAUUCAAAUGAUCAAAGCGUUAUGGUUCAUUGAUUAUUUGAAUCCACUGUGUAGUGCCAGGGCAAAAACCAAAACGUGCAUCCUUUAGGAUCCUGAGGACCGAGUUUGGGAGACACUUCCCUAGACCCUAGCUCCUAGACCCUAGCUCCUAGACCCUGGCUCCUAGACCCUGGCUCCUAGACCCUGGCUCCUAGACCCUAGCUCCUAGACGCUAGACCCUAGCUCCUAGACCCUAGCUCCUAGACCCUAGCUCCUAGACCCUAGCUCCUAGACCCUAGCUCCUAGACCCUAGCUCCUAGACCCUGGCUCCUAGACCCUGGCUCCUAGACCCUGGCUCCUAGACCCUGGCUCCUAGACCCUGGCUCCUAGACCCUGGCUCCUAGACCCUGGCUCCUAGACCCUGGCUCCUAGACCCUGGCUCCUAGACCCUGGCUCCUAGACCCUGGCUCCUAGACCCUGGCUCCUAGACCCUGGCUCCUAGACCCUGGCUCCUAGACCCUGGCUCCUAGACCCUGGCUCCUAGACCCUGGCUCCUAGACCCUAGCUCCUAGACCCUAGCUCCUAGACCCUGGCUCCUAGACCCUAGCUCCUAGACCCUGGCUCCUAGACCCUGGCUCCUAGACCCUGGCUCCUAGACCCUGGCUCCUAGACCCUGGCUCCUAGACCCUAGCUCCUAGACCCUAGCUCCUAGACCCUAGCUCCUAGACCCUGGCUCCUAGACCCUGGCUCCUAGACCCUAGCUCCUAGACCCUAGCUCCUAGACCCUAGCUCCUAGACCCUAGCUCCUAGACCCUAGCUCCUAGACCCUAGCUCCUAGACCCUAGCUCCUAGACCCUAGCUCCUAGACCCUAGCUCCUAGACCCUAGCUCCUAGACCCUAGCUCCUAGACCCUAGCUCCUAGACCCUAGCUCCUAGACCCUAGCUCCUAGACCCUAGCUCCUAGACCCUGGCUCCUAGACCCUGGCUCCUACAACCUAGCUCCUAGACCCUGGCUCCUAGACCCUGGCUCCUAGACCCUGGCUCCUAGACCCUGGCUCCUAGACCCUGGCUCCUAGACCCUGGCUCCUAGACCCUAGCUCCUAGACCCUAGCUCCUAGACCCUAGCUCCUAGACCCUGGCUCCUAGACCCUAGCUCCUACACCCUAGCUCCUAGACCCUGGCUCCUAGACCCUGGCUCCUAGACCCUAGACCCUGGCUCCUAGACCCUAGACCCUGGCUCCUAGACCCUAGACCCUGGCUCCUAGACCCUAGACCCUGGCUCCUAGACCCUAGACCCUGGCUCCUAGACCCUGGCUCCUAGACCCUGGCUCCUAGACCCUGGCUCCUAGACUCUGGCACCUAGACCCUGGCACCUAGACCCUGGCUCCUACACCCUAGACCCUGGCUCCUAGACCCUAGCUCCUAGUAAUUGUUUAAGACACAAGGUUAUGUGUAGAUCAGUCAGUCUGCAAUGUAGUUCAUCUGGAACACGACUUAAGGCCCUAAGCCUAUCAGAGGACUGGGAUGGAGCCUCCACAUACCAUGCAUGGCCUCGUCCAUCAAUCACAGAGUCGGGGUCAAAGGUCUUAGUUUAGUCUAGGAUUUGCAAAAUUCCAGUCCCCAGGUUUUCUAGAAAUCCUGGCAGGAAGGUUCCAGAAAUCCUGGCAGGAAGGUUCCAGAAAUCCUUAAAAGGAUCCCAAAUGAAUUGCAGACUACUUGAGAGUAGGUGAUACGCGUUACAUUGACAUUAACCUAUUUUUAUGUCUGUUUUUUUAUUUAUUUUUAUUGGAUAUUCUGUGAAUGACAUGCACUCUAGACCAGGGAUUGGCCAGCUAGAGGUGUGGGGACUCCAAUCCUCAGGGGUCUGAUUUGGGUCUCGAUUUUUUUCUCUCCAUCCUUAGCAAGCAUUUUUUUUUUUACAUUUACAUUUUUUAGUCAUUUAGCAGACGCUCUUAUCCAGAGCGACUUACAGUAGAGUGCAUACAUUUUAUUACAUUUUACAUACUGAGACAAGGAUAUCCUUACCGGCCAAACCCUCCCUAACCCGGACGACGCUAUGCCAAUUGUGCGUCGCCCCACGGACCUCCCGGUUGCAAACAAAGCUGAUUUAAACUAAUUGCAUUCUAAACCGACGAUAAUGAUUAGUUGAUUAUUGAAGUCGGGUGGUUUAUCUGGGACUGUGUCUCCAAUCAGUCCCCCCGAGGACUGGAGUUGCCCAUCCCUGGUCUAUAUGAUAGAUAGAUAAACAGGAGUUGGGUGUUUCAAUGUAAAAACAGUUCAGAAAGAUACAAAUAUAAGAAAUUAAAAAAACAAUUAUUUGUAUGUAA